UUGAAACAGCUGUUUACGUCACCUAACCUAGCUAGUCACGGCAGUGUCAGUCGGUUCACGAUUCCAGCUGCGUUAGUGGAUAUUUCUAGAGUAGUGCUGCUAGUAAAUAGGUUGUGCUUCGAUAUAUUGCGGGCGAAGAGUAUCUUGAGGGUUCUGAAAGCAAGAAUGAAGUGAACGACUCGACAUGAACGUGCAAAACUUGAAACUCCAGUUCAGCAACCCCGACAGUCGCCCCAACAAUGUUGUCCGGACGCAGAUCCCCGUAUCGCGGUUCGGUUUCGGCCACCGCAACUCCACUCCCCCUUCGUUGGCUUCCUCCACCGACAAUUUGAUGAAUGGCAACUCUCACCACCAACACAACAGCUCUACACACUCCCUCUACCACCAUCCUCAGCAGCACAGUCCCCAGCACUCCCCGAUCUACACCUCCACGACGUCUCUGCCCGUGCCUCUGUCCCCGGACAAGUGGAGGUCCAAGUACGAGGAUGCUGAGAAGAAAAGGAAGACUCUCCUUUCACAGAACCAGAAAAUAACUCGAGACCAUGAAGACUUACAACGCAAGUACAGUCAGGCCCAGAGAGAACUGGAGAGUACGAGAAGGGAAUUGGCUGACAGAGACAUUAAACUGAAUCAACUUCGCAAGUUGUCAGAGGCAGUAUACAAAGAGUAUGAUCAACUCAAAAAUCAGUAUGAGCUGGAAACAGGGACCAUGCAGAAAGCUAUGCAAAGAGCAUCACAGUGGUACAAACAGAACAGAGAGCUCAAACGACGCAGCACAGCUCUGGUGCAAAGGGUGAUGCAAGUAGCUCCAGAUACCAUGGCAGACCUAGCGGACGACACUGACUCUGGAGUUUCCACAGACACUGAUGACUUUGAUGAGCUCAGAAAGUCUGUACAAGAGUUGAACCAUGAUGUGGCAAGAUUGCAGGCUGAGGUGAAUGCAGCUAGACUCCAGGAGUUCGAAGCACAGGAGACCAUUGUGGAUUUGACCAGUCAACUGGAGGAAGAGCGCAGCGCUCGCACUCUGUUGGAGAGCGAACUACAGGAACUGAGAUCGAUGAGGGAGAAUCUAGGCCAGGUCAGUCGGCUGGUGGCGGCCGAGGUGUCUUCUCUCCGAGAGCAGUGCGAGAGAGAAAAGAUGACUGCUCAGAGGAUGAAGGAAGAUGCAGACAAAGCUAAGAAAGAGAGGAAUGUACUGGCUCAUCAGAGUCAGCUGCUGAUGUGCGAGGUGGCAGCUGACCAGAGACUCCUCCAGGUUGUCAUGGAAGUUGAGAAUCUCAAGAGGACUCUGGAGGAGGAACAGCAGAGGCACACAGCAGAAUUACAAGCUCUACAGGAGAAGCUAGAAGAAAGGGAAGCUGAAGCUCAAUUAGAGUUAUUGGAAGAGAAACUCAAACUGGCCGAAGCAGAACUGACGUGUGCUUUACAGAGAGCUGAGAGAGCAGAAGCAGUUUCUCAACAACUGUCCUCUAAAGUUAGUUCGCUGGAGGAGAAAUUGGAACAGUCCCUCAAAGCACCUCCUCCUCCAUUGCCACCCCCUCUACCACCACCACCACCCCCUCCUCCCAUGCCAUCCCUGUGUCCACCACCUCCAGUCACUCUCCGCCAUCGCCCCAGUUGUGAUGGUGCCGAGGCUCCUCCAGUUCACUCAAGCAGUGCUGUGCUAGAGAUGGCUAAUCUUCUGGGCAUCCCCAGGAAAACUACUAAUCAACCCUCACAACCUGGAGCUAUUGAUGACAUCAUCAACCAAAUAAAAGGAGGAAGGUUCACAUUAAAGUCCACAGAGCCUAAACCGAGGUUACAAAAGGUUGAGGAGCAGCCACCAGUGGUGCAAGAAAUGAUCAAUGUGCUUGGGACGCUGAGGAAACGCCGGACACCGAGCAUGCGUAGGCAGUUGGACAUGCCUCCUGCCGACGUCCCACUCUGACUCGUAUUGCCAACCACAGCAUGUUUUUGGCGAUAUGGAUGAAGUCAGAUUCUCAGCCCAGCAGCUGAUAUCACUGGUCCAAUUGAAUGAACAGAUGUCUUUCAGACUGGGAAUAUUUUUAGUUUUGUUAAGGUUUUAAGAAAAGUGUUGGUGUAUAAAAAUGUCACCUCUAAUCAUGGGUUUUCUUUAUCAAAUGAUAUAUACUCAUACCAGUUUGUUGAAUUAUUGAGAAUACAAUCAAUCAUUACAUUACAAUUCACUAUUGAAUUGAAUUUAAAAUCUGUAUUCAUUGAAUAUACAGUACAUUGUGUAUACAUUGGAUAGCGUCAUAAAAAUUACUUAGUGUGUUAACUAACUAAUACACUUAUAAACUAAGAGGUUAUAAUUUAUUAUCUACUCAAAUGUCUGAAUUGUAAUAUAACUAUCUGUUAAAGUUGCAAUUAGUUAAAGUAGAAUGACAAAUAGAACACAGUAAAAUUGUGAGUGGGCUAUAAAUGAUAAAAUAAUGUUUUUGCAUAAGAUAAAUUGAAGUUUAAUUAAGAGUAUUACAUUUUUAAUUCACUUAAAAGCCUCUAGCCUAAAUAAUAAAUAGGUAAAGCUUUUGUGACCAAUGAGUUUUUUGAAGUAUGAUAAAAAUGUCACAAGAUUACAAACAAAAUAUUUAGAAUAUGAACAAUUACUGAUUCAAAUACUCAAUGUUUACAAAUUUGUUUUUACUAAAAAUUUAAAUAGAGAUCUAUUCCAAUCCAUUGUGACAUUUGUAAGUUAUUUGUUUAAUACCAUAUAUACUAUAUUUUUAUUGCCUUACACAAAUAAUUAAUUUGAGCUACUAAUAAAAGAAAGUUCUGAUUUCAAAAUGUUGCUUGCAACAGUGCAGGAACUACCACCGAACACAUAAUGUAUAUAUUUUUACAAUAGAGUACUGAAAUGCAUACUGUAAAUAGUUUAAUGUAUGUUGUUUAACACUGUAUAUUUGAACAAUAAAAAUAAUGUUGAUUCUGUUA
Homalodisca vitripennis (glassy-winged sharpshooter) is the source of this 2931-nucleotide messenger RNA. RefSeq names its product shootin-1-like. The transcript is spliced from 12 exons. Bases 185 to 1927 code for a protein of 580 amino acids. The record is from RefSeq and is a predicted model, not a curated record. NCBI's taxonomy places the organism in Eukaryota, Metazoa, Arthropoda, Insecta, Hemiptera, Cicadellidae.